GAGGAAAUGCUAAUAUAUUCUAUUUACAGAGCUCUUAGCCUUCAGAAGAAAUGGGAGGUGGAGAAAAGCGAGUGGUGUUUGUCACAGUAGGGACUACAUGUUUCGAUGCUCUUGUCAAGGUGGUGGAUUCUGAGGAGGUCAAACAAGCACUGCUGCAGAAAGGUUACACUCACCUUGUGAUUCAAAUGGGCCGAGGAACAUACAUGCCAACAGAGGCUUCAGGAAAUUCAGAUCUUCAAGUUGAGCAUUUCACUUUUUCACCAAGUAUUGCUGACUACAUAAGAGAAGCAUCCUUGGUCAUCAGUCAUGCAGGUUCUGGAAGCAUAUUUGAGACGCUGCGACUGGGCAAACCUCUCAUCGUUGUUGUGAAUGAAGAUCUGAUGGACAAUCACCAGAGCGAGCUAGCAGAUGAACUGGCUGAGAGGAAUCACCUUUUCUGUGCCCAUCCACAGACGCUGCUGGAGACCAUCGAGGCGAUGGAUCUGAAUGUGCUCCAACCUUACACGCCAGGAGAAGCGAAGCCGGUUGUCGCACUGAUCAACAAAUUUCUUGGCUUUCCUGUCAGUUGAUGAUAGUCCUUGUUUCCUCUUCAUUGAACACAGUUGUGAAGCAUGGAGUGAUUAGUUGUUGGCUAGCGAUAUGUGAAAAUGACAGAUGGGGCGUUGAGCCAAGAUCUCAACGACGUGCAGAUGUAGUGGAUUUCAUUUUGUAAGAUGCGAUUUUAGAAUACUGAAAUUAAGUAACCACGGAGUCAAGUGCAGAGUUUGUAGUU
Messenger RNA from Lolium rigidum, 772 nucleotides. Its product is annotated as UDP-N-acetylglucosamine transferase subunit ALG13 homolog. Gene Ontology annotation, cellular component: UDP-N-acetylglucosamine transferase complex; extrinsic component of endoplasmic reticulum membrane. The coding region runs from base 51 to 569 and encodes 172 amino acids. The transcript has 3 exons. Lineage: Eukaryota; Viridiplantae; Streptophyta; Magnoliopsida; Poales; Poaceae. The record is from RefSeq and is a predicted model, not a curated record. Gene Ontology annotation, molecular function: hexosyltransferase activity. Gene Ontology annotation, biological process: dolichol-linked oligosaccharide biosynthetic process.